AUGAAAGUCGUCAUCAUUGGCGCAGGGUUGAGUGGGCUCUCUACUGCCCUUGCUCUUCGCAAGUACGUUCGUCUUCCUAACGAAGAAGCGGUCGAGAUCAGCAUCUAUGACCGGGCGGAUCCUCACGACACUGGCAAGUACGGCUUCAACGACCACGCAGAUGUACGACAGAAGCAACAAGGAGCAGCUAUAAGUCUUCAACCGAAUGCUUUACGCGUUCUACGAGACCUGGACCCGGAGCUCGCGGACAAGGUCUAUACAUCUGGCUAUCCAUGCACGCACUUCACCUGGAAAACGGCGGGCGACAUCUUGCUUGGGCGCGAUUACCUCGAUCUGCUUCCUAUCUCACGGCCUAUACUGGUGCAGUGCCUGGCUGAAGCUCUUCCUGAAAAUGUCCGGAUAAUUUACAAGACGAUCAUCAAGGUAGAACCGAGGCAGGGCUCAUCCUUGAAGUCGAUCGUGCAUUUCGAGGACGGGACUCAGGAGGAGGCCGACCUGCUCGUGGGCGCCGAUGGCAUCCGCAGCCCCCUGAGACACUGCCUCUUCAAGGACGAUACUGAGCUGGCCGAAUCAAAGUAUCUAGGCGUCUGUGCAGUGGGCGGUGUGCUGGAUAUGCCGCUUCCUAAAGACUACCUCGACGACCCUUGCAUCGUCUUCGCCAUUGGAGCAAAUGGCACCUUUGGAUACUGCGGCCUGAAUAGAACCGAAGCCAACAAGCUCCUCUACUUCUCCUUUUACGACUCCGAGGAGAUGCCGGACCGUACCAAGGUGGAUUAUCAGGAGAUAACGAAGCACCUCCGAGAGCGACACCAUGACUGGGCGGAUCCACUCAUUCAUGACUGCCUGUCAAAGGCAGACAUUGACAAUGUCUACCCGAUAUGCUACGUUCCAGACCUCCCACACUGGGGCCACAGCGGCUGUGUCCUGGUGGGAGACGCUGCUCAUGCUAUGCCGCCGGCCAGCGGCCAAGGUGGCAGCCAGGCGUUCGAAGACGGGCAGAGCCUCGCCUUAUUGCUCGCCGGCUUUCUCGAAAAGCACAACACCAGCGAAGGCAUCGAAGAAGCCAUCAAAGCGUUCUACGAUCUGCGCCACGGGCGAGUUGACAAGAUGAAAGCGGAUGGUCUAGAAAUGGAGCGACAGCCGAAGCGGCCCUGGGGCUGGGCGACUACGCUGAUGAUGUAUGCUGGCUUGUCUGCUAUGGUGCAGGUGAAGUAUCUCAGCAGCUUUAUCUGGAAGGGAGAUCCGGUCGUGGACUGGGAUGCGAAGGAGGAGGUGCGGAAGUAUCUUGCUGCGAGGGAAUGA
Molecule: messenger RNA, 1302 nt
Organism: Saxophila tyrrhenica
Lineage: Eukaryota; Fungi; Ascomycota; Dothideomycetes; Mycosphaerellales; Extremaceae
Exons: 2
Coding region: 1-1302 (433 amino acids)
Molecular function (GO): FAD binding; monooxygenase activity
Source: RefSeq, a predicted model, not a curated record